CUGAAGUCAUGAUAAUAACUUUUGACACAAUUUUGUAUUUUUCUCAAUUAUAUUAUCAAUACUUUAUCGAUUUUGAUUCUUUAAUUGACGUUUUUAUACGUUAUUCAAAAUAAUGAAGUUUCUAUGAAAUAAAAGCUAUGAUUACUGAAGAGCUUCCGGGAUUAACUACUACUGAAGCUUUACGAACAUUAUAUAAUGAAAUAUUAUCACUCAGAAACCAUAUUAAAGAACAACACGUACAAAAGUAAUUUUAAAUUUGUAUUUUAUGUUCUUGUAUAGUGUAUACUAUGAUUAUAAAUUAAUAAUUAAUAUUUUAUAGUGGCAAAGACAAAUUGUGGAUUCAAGAUACUUUAAAAUAUAGUAGUCAAUUUACUAGUAUCUGUUGGAUUACUGCAUUAGUCAUUUUUACUUGUAGUUUUUUAUUAAUCAUAAUCAGUUUAGUGUAUGAUGAAUUAUUGUAUCUGUUUAAUGAUGGCAUAUUAAUAUUAAUGUUAUUAAUUCUUAACCUCGCCACUGUAUUAUGGGAUAACAAAUUAAGACACGAAGAAAUGUUUACCAAACUUGAUUAUGUAAUGAAAAAACUUAACUGUGAGUGAAUUAAAUACAAAUUAUCAACAUUAUUAUUAUAGUUUACACAUAAAUACUUAAUUUAACUUAUUAUUCCAGGCUAUAAAGAUAAAUGUCAAUGGAAAAAGGAUAAUUAUCCACAUUUAUGUAUGCCAUAUUCUCCAUCAGUUACUUUACAGUGGACUCAGCGUGAUGGUGUAUUAGUAAAUUUACCUUGGGCUUUAUUGGUAAAAGGAGAUAUUGUUUUUUUAAAACCAGGACAAACAUCUCCUUGCCAUGUUUCAAGACUUAGUGUAAGUAUAUUAUUACUCAACUGUGUACUCAGGAAUGUUAGGCGAUAACAUAAUCACUUUGAAAUCUGUAGAAUUUUUUUUAUUUAAACAAUUUAAUGAAUUUAACAUAAUUAUAUGUUGAAUUUGUAUAUAUAUAUAAUGAUGUUUUAUACAAAUUCAUAAAAUACCUAAAUUUCAAUAAAUUUUUAAAACAUGUUAUCUUGUCUGAAUUAUUCUAUUUUCUACUUAAAGAUAUGUUUUGAUGCAGUAAAAACGUUUGUAUAUUGUCAAGAAAGUUUACCUAAUUAGAGCUACGUAGUAUCAGUAAAAUCAUGUCAUUACACACAAAUAUAAUUUUCACUCAUAAAUCAUAAUUAUUAUAAUUACAUUAUAUUAUUUCCUUAAAUUGAAUUGUUUGUUUACAGGAAAAAGAGAAAUGGGCUCCAGCAGAACUAACCAGAUGGGAAAUUUUUAAUCCAGAUAUUUCAUCAUCCAUACCAAACAAAACUACUGUUCCAACUAUGGUAUCUCGUAAACCAUUGAAAAGUGUUGCAUAUAUACUAAAUGAAACUCCAUACUUAAAUAAUUUGAAACUUGCUUUGGAAUUAGCACAAAAACGACCUUGUAGUUUUUAUACAAAAUGUUUAUAUUUAUUGCAAAUAAUAUUUCUGCAAAAGUUUGCUGCAGCUUCAUUUUUGGUAAAUAAUUUAUUUCAUUGCUCAUUUAUUAAAUUCAAAUAUAUUGUAUAUUUUUAAUUUAUAGGGGAGUACCAUUUUAACCAUUUGGUGGCGUUGGUCUUAUAUUACAUUAUGGUUGAAACCUGGUUCUUGGGUUUCAAUGUUUAUUGUAAUUCCAAUAUCUGUACUAAUUCCACUUUUGCCAAUGAUGUUACCAGUUGCAUGGACACUUUUGACAUGUUAUGGAAAUGCAGUACUACAAUCAUCUUUCAUAGUUCAAGUGAUUAAAAUUUAUUUGUUUAUUUUGCAAAUUGUUUAAUUAAAUAUUUUUUUUUUGCAUUUCUAUUAUUUCUAUUUUUUUUUUUUUUUUUUUUUUUUUUUUUUUUUUUUUUUUUUUUUUUUAUCAGAGCUUUUAGUAAAAACUAUUAAGCCCAACAAAUAUGAUAUUAUACAGAGAAAAUGUAUAAUAAUAAUAGUAAAAUUGAAAAUAAUAAUAGAAACAAUAAUGAUAAUAGAAAUAAUGAAUAUAUGACAAAUUAGUUUAAAGUACAAUGUAAUACUCAAAUUAGUAAGCCAGCUUCCAGGACAAAAGAAGUAAUGAUUUUGGCAAUAGAUGGGGAAUUAGAAUUUAGAAUAGCUGUGAGUUUGAAAAUUAGAAAAUUAGCCCAACAGGAAGUAAAGGAGUUGAGUGACAUGGUGUGUGAGAGCCAACGUAAUUUGGAGUCCAGUAUAAUUCCUAGAUAGAUAGUAUUGGAAAUAAAAAGGAUAAUAUUACUAUCAAGAUAAACAUUAGGAGGGUUUGUGAAUCUACGCCUGGUAAAGAUAACAGAUUUUCCUUUAUCAAAAGCAAUUAAAAAAGAUAACUGUUAAUUAUAAGAUUUAAUUCAUUGAGGGCUAAAUUGAGGAACUCAAUGGCACAGUCAAGAAAUUUGUUCAGGGAGAAGAUAACUAUGACAUCUACAUACAUGAAACAUUUAUAACCCAACCCAGAAAUAUGUUUGGCUAUAGUACUCAUAUAGACAUUAAAAUGUAUUGGAUUAAGACAAGUGAUAAAAAGGUUCCUAUGAGAGAAAAGAGAGAGAAUAAUAUUACAAAAAUUGGUCAUAGUUUAUAUAAUUAAAGCUAUAUAUAAUCACAAUGACACAAUUAAAAUGAUUUUCGUUGUUGAAAUUACUAAUUAUACAAAUCUUCUAUUAAUUAAUGUUAGUGCAAACUAAAUUUGUGAAUGGUAAUAAAACUCAUUAUUUGUAUCCUUGUUUGUUUUAGAAAAAUAAAGAUAUCUUUGAAGAAACCGAAACUGAAGUGAAAAACAAUUCUUUAGAAUUUUCUUUUAAGUAUUUAUGGAAAAAUUUUUACUCUUGUAUGCGGGGAAAUGCUAAUUUCUUACAUAGAUCUACUAAUCUAUUGCAUGUUAUGGGGUCUGUUACGGUAAUUUAAAUAAAUGAUUAUUUAUAAUAUAAUACAUUCUUAUAUUUUAAUUAUUGGUUAAAGGCAUUAUGUUGUGUUGAUAAGAAGGGUAUACUAUCCUGGCCUAACCCUACUGCUGAAAAAGUUUUUUUUUUGCAAAAUUCUUCCAAAUCUUCAUCAAAGUCUAGUUAUGAAGAUCCAAGUAACUGUAAAGAGACCCCAAAAAAAAAUGAUGACAAUACUAUGCACCACCAAGGUAUGUAAUAUAAAUUAAAUGUGAAUUUGAACUAUAACUAAAAAAUUUUAUUAUAUAACAGAUAAUUAUACAGUAGAAGUACUUGACCUAACACAUGAUCGAGGUUCAGCGUGGAGAUUACAAUUUGACGAUGCAAGUUGGCCAAAUCAUAUAUCUUCUUUAAAGCCUCUAGGCUUAGCUGUGCUGCUAAAUACUUGUAAUCCAUCAACUCAUGCUCAUUAUGCCCAAUUUUGUGCUCAUGUGUCUUGCCAAGCUUUAUAUAGUGAAGUACUUGUUCCUGUUACCAACCGAAGGUAAACAAUAAUUAAAAGUGUUAUUCAAUUUUUAAGUUUUUUCUAAAAAUAUAGGGUUUUAAACAAAUAAUAAUUUAUCUUGUCUUGUGAAUUAGAUGUUUAUGUGAAUUAGCUCGACAAAUAGGAUUUUCAGAAUCUGCUGAUGAUAUAUUUGAACUUCAGUUGCAGCUAUCCACAUAUAGGCAUGUAGUAAGUGUUGGUUAUAAUUUUAAAUAUUAAGUAGGUGAAAUAUUAAUAUAAUAUUGUCACUAAAAUGUAUUUUUAAACUUCCAGUAGUAGUGUACUUAUAAUCCACCUAGCAUAAAUAUACUUAAUUUAUUAAAUUAUAGAACAAUAUUUUUUAGUAUCAGGAAAUAUCUGAUAUAUAUAUAUAUAUAUAUUUUUUUUUUCUUAUUUAAUAUCUUUAUUUACAAAUUACUACAAUUACAUAUAACAAUAAAUACAGUAAGGAGAAUAAAGAUUAUAUCUACUCCUUUAAGCCUAGGCUUAUGACGGAUUAGAGAGUUAAUCAAUCAAAAUUAAUUAAAAUAAAGUAAAAAAGAUAUAAAAUAAUAAAAUAUGUAUAUAUAUUAAAUAUAAAGGAAUAAACCUAUACAAACCAGUAUGUAAUAAAGUUUCAUCCUGGUACAAGUAGAUAGGUAUCACUUUACAUAGAUUAAUACAACUUUUGAUAGUACAAAAACUUUUUAAGCACUAUAAUUGGUUACAUAAAAUGACUGAAUAAUUUUUAAUUUUCUUUUUGUGCUUUUGUGUUUUUUUUAGAAAGCAGAUGCUGUCCGAAGAGAGAUUAAGUUUGCCAGAUCAUUACCAGUUACUACUAAAUUGAAAUUUCCAUUUCCUCACAUGGUGAGUGUAGGAUUAAGAGAGCGAAGUAUUGGUAAAGCUGCUACAAGUUUACAGUUAUUUAGCCAAGGUACAGCAGAUAUAAUAUUGGAUGCUUGUAUAGAUUUCUGGGAUGGUCAUGAUCUUAGUCCUGUUUCUCCUUCUGUUAGGUAAUUGAUAAUUGUAUUAUAAAUUAUAAUUGUUUAUUAUGAUCAAUAAUAUAAAAAUAAACUAUAAUAUUUGUAGGAAAAAAGUACUAGAUUUUUAUCAAAGAACUAGUUUAACUGCGUAUUGUACUGCAUUUUCAUAUCGACCACUACCAUUACCUCCAGAUAAAAGUUUCUCAGAAAUCUAUUUAGAGUUACCAGCUGAUUGUCAUCAAUUGUAUUCAAAAUUAUGUCAUAGUCCUAUACCACAUCCAUGGAAAUCAACAACACGUCCAAUAAGGCUACCACAAUACCAUUCCUCUGGUAAAUAAUUAAAUGUUGAAGUUCUGAAAUGUUUUGAUUAUUAUUAACAAAUUAUUUAUUUUGAUGUGUUUCAUAACAUUCAACAUUUAAUUUAAAACAAUUUUUAUCAAAAUUUUACUUUAAAUAUAAUGCUAUGUAACAGUUAAUCAAAAAUACUUUAUAAAUAUAAUUUUUUUCAACUUAAAGUAUUUAUUUCAAAUAUCUAAUAAAUAUUUAAUAUUUGCAAAUUAUUUUAAUAAUAAUUACUCACUUAGUAUUUUACUAGAAAAUUUGUAUUUUAGAUUCAUUGAUAUUUGGUGAUUGCAAUGAAUAUAACUCCAAAGAUGUAAAUUGUUGUUUUGAAACACAAUGUAAUCAGAUAUUUUUAGGAAUGGUUACCAUGCAAUAUCAACCACAGUAUGAUAUGGUACAUCUUAAAACUUGAUAAUUAUAUUAUUUAAAUUACUACCAAAUGUAAAUAAAUAUUUUGUAUUAAUCUAAAUUUAUAGGUUCAAUUGAUUGAGCUUUUAGAAAGAGCAUGUAUACGGUUUGUGCAUUUUAGUAAAGAAAAUGAACUUCGAUCAAGGGUGUUUUCUGAAAAAAUGGGUCUGGAAAGUGGAUGGAACUGUCAUAUUUCUUUAUUAGGUGAUACUCAAACAAGAACUCGUCUUGACCCUAGGUAUUAAUAUUUUUAAAAAAUAAUAUUAGUUAAGACAUUUUUUUUUUUAAUUUUAUUAGACACUAAUCCAUCUAAUUGUUGUUUAAAUGCACCAUUUGAUUUUUAAAAUUAUUAGCACGUAAAUUUGAGUGUUUGUAUUUUGUAUUUGAAUCGAGUGAGGGUGCAGCAACUUGUGAUGAUGAAACUAGCUUUUUGAUACCACUAACAUCAACCAGUCAGUCGAAGAAAAAACUAGUUGACCAUGAACAUAAUUUAUCGGCUGAUUUUUUUUCUCCCCUAAAUAUAAAUUGGUAAUUCUUUUCAAAUUUUAGUAUAUGUAAAAUAUUAAUUUUAUAAUAAUAUAUUUUAUUAGUACUACUCUCAAUAUGUCGCGAACAAUUAGUAUGUCAGCACCAACUGCUUUAAAUAUGGAUUAUGCUCAAGUUACAAUAGAACAUGAUGGAGAAAAAAUUAUAAAGCCAAUGCUCGUUCAAAAGUAAUAAUAUAGUUUUGGUUUUUUUUAUUAUUUUUAGUUUUUGUAUAAUUUAUAAUUUAUAUUGAAAAUGUUUUAAGAGACAUUUUAGUAACUGACAACUGUAAUGAAGUCGAGAUUGAAAAAAAUGGAGAAGAAUGGCAUUCAUUAAGUUGUAUGUCUGAUAGUACUGAUCAAAGUGUUCCUGUUAAUUUUGAUAUGUACAAUCGAGUAAAUAUUAUAAAUAAUUAACUAUGUGAUUACUUAAAAUAAUAAUAAUAUCUCUUAGGCGAAACUACCUCGCGGUAUUGAAAAUAUACGACCUCAUUUAGAAUGUAUAGACAAUGUUCCACUUUUAGUUUCUCUGUUCACUGAUUGUACUCCAGAAGCAACUAAAGAAAUGGUAUUGAUAAUGCAACAAUAUGGAGAAGUUGUUUGUGUGUUAGGAUCAUCACCUAAUGCUGAAAAUAUUGGUAUAUUUAUGCAAGCUGAUGCAAGGUAAUUACUACAAAAAUGAUCCUAAUUCCAUUUAUUCAUAAUUUUUUUUGACUUCGCACAUAAUUAUCUAAUUAUGCACCUUUCUUAAAAUCUUAUCAUGUUUAAUUGUUUGUGCUUGAUACAUUUUUCUUUUAGUAUUUUAAUUUGAAUUUUUUCGGCGGCAUUGUCCAUCAUAUUUUUAAUGCUAUUAUUUUCCACAGCACAUACUUGCGUUGUAAUAUAUAUUAUGUACAGAUUGCAUAUAUAUAACUUAAAGAAUAUUUUAAAAAUAUCCAAAUUUCAGGAACACUUUAUUAUAAAUAACCUGUUCUUAUUUUCAUUAGUUGAUAGAUAGACUACCUUCCCUGCUAAGACACAACAUGAACCUAUAGGUGUUGUUAUAAAAUUUUGUCUCAAGACCAUAAAUAGCUGAAUUGGAGCAUUUUGUUUUUAAGUUAAAAUAAGACAUCAUUACAAAAAGAAUAGUUUUUUUAACAAAAACUUAAUAGGAAAAAAAUGUAAAUAUCUAAUUCAUAUAUUAAUCUUAAAUUAUGUGACUAUAUUUAAACAGUUGAUGAAUACUUUUUAUUAUACCGCACAAUUAUUUUUUAUUGUUAAUAUACUAACUAUAGCCUUGCUAUUGAACCAAUCUACCCUCAAGUAUGUCAACGAAUUAGCAUCAUGCAUCAACCGAAUCCAAUAGAUGCUCCAAUAUCUCCAGUGGGUCUUUCUGAAUUAUUGAACUCUCUUCCUUGUUGUCUAUCACUUAAUCGCCAAGAUCCAUUACCAGUAUAUCAUCUCAUUAUGGAAGUAAAUAAUUAAAUUACAGUUUCAUAAUAAGUUCAAUAUCUUAAUAUUCUUUUCUUUCACAGGGAAGAUAUUUAAUGCAAGGAAUAUGGAACUGUGUUCAAUUUUGGACUAGUUGCAUGGUUUCGCUUAGUUUUCUUCAACUACUUGCAAUUGCUCUUGUAUUACCUCCUAUUUUAUCAGUCGGUUUGUAAUUUAGCUACUUUUAAUUUUAUAAUUUAUCACCUCAGUUGGACAUAUGUUAGUAUGGGUUUAGUGAAUCCAGAGCCUUGAUCCAACUGGUAAAAACCCUAGGUGGAUGAUUCCAACAGAAAUAUAGUAUUGUUUCUGUAAAGAGGAGGAAUUCACUUUAUAGUUAACAGUACCAUUUUCCCUGUGGGUGAGGAUCAAAAUACUCCCACAGUACCAUUACCUGUUGUAAGAGGCUAAAUAUAUGGUUAUGUCUAGUCGACAACCUGUGUAAAAAUUUGUCAAAUAAAAUAAAAAGUUCUGUACAAGAGUUGGGUGGAUUAUCACAGAUGUGUGCGAAAACAACAGGUGAGAGGACUUAACAUGGUGCAUGAUGGUUUUAAAUGAUAUAGCUUUAAUAGGAGAAAAUCUAUAAUAAUUUAACAGAGGAAUGCUUUAAGAAUAGAAAGUACCACUUGCAGGAAAGGUACUAAGGAGAAAUAUAACUAGAACAGAGUAUGAGUUUAAAGGAACAAAACAAGACAGCUAAUGAAAAUAAGUGGUUAUAGGCAUGGUUGAGUGUUUUAAAUACCCUAAGAUCUUUUAGGAACAGAGAUAAGGAAUGAAUACAUAAAAAGUAUCAUAGGUUAAAUAGUUGUUUCAAUAGUAGAUAAAAUGAGAGAAAUUAGACUGAUAUGGUUUGGGUAUGUAAUGGGAAGAAAGGAAUUUAAAGCAGAAAGGAUUGUAAUGAAAAUAAACGUAGGAAGUUAAAGGUGGAAAGAAAGAUUCAAAAAGAGGUGGUUGGAUGCAAUUAAGAAUAAUAUGAGAAUAGCCAGUGUAUGUGAGGUGGGAAAUCUGGUCAAAUGGAAGUUUAGAAUGAGGGUGGCUGACCCCAAAUAGUUGGGAUGAAGGCGAAUAAGAAAAUAAUUUUAUAAUUUAUAAAAUCUAUCUCAAUUUUUGCCUUAUUUAAAAUAAUCCUUUUUUAAUGUCAUUUUAGUAGAUAGCUAAUACACUUUUUCUUUAGUAAUCUCAUCUCAAAAUACUCAUUGUAAUUUUAAUAACUAUGUAGUAUGUUUAAGUUAAAUGUCAUUUAUAUAAAUAAAUUGUUUAACUCAAAUUUAAUAAAUUUAUACUUUUAAUAAUAUCAAAUUAAUUAAAUUAAAAAACAUUCUAGGUUAUUUAUUCAAUUUUGAUUUUAAAUUUAUUUGAAAUAAUUCAAAAUGAGUAUUUAACUUUAGGUCAAGUGUUAUGGCUUGCAUGCUUUAUUGUGCCACUUCUGUCAGUAUCUUUAGUAGGAGGUCCAACAGAUGCUGGGGUAAUGCAAAAACCCACUGGUAAAAAUCAAUGCUCAAUUACAUCUGAAGUAGGUUUCAUUUUAUAUUAUUUUUGAAUAUAAUUUGUAAACAAAUAUUUUUGUUAUAGUUGUCCUAUUACGUGAUGUGGUUUUAUGGUUUGAAAUUUUUUCCUGUUGUAAUUAGUAUGAUAUUGCUCUUUAUUUGGUCACUAAGUCAAACAUGUGAUUUGAUUUUAAACACAUCUGCUACUAAUAACUCAACCGCUAAAGUUAAAGAAUGUUGGUAUGUAUAUCCAGAUCCUAAACAUACUGAAUGGGGAGGUUGGUCGAAAUUUGAGCCCACUAUGGUCAGUGUACAAAGACUGAUGUUACUAUUUCUUGUAAUGCAUUAUGGUAAUAAGAAAUUCUAAUUAAAAAAAAAAAUAUUUUAAUUAUUUUAAUUUUAUUAGUUAUAGUAUCUUUAAGUUUUGUUCAUCGAGAUUAUUUACUUUGGAAACGAGCUAUAUAUCUAAAUAAACCUUAUGUUUUUAUUGCAAUAUUCAUGUAAGUAAAUAUAAUAACCUAAUAACUUUACAAAUAUGUUAAUUAAUGUUUUAAAAGUAUUUUAGUUCAAUUGGUAUAUACUAUCCAUUAUGAAUAUUUUAACAAUAUUGAAGAUCAUAUUAGUAUUUCCAAUCUAUCAAUAUUGACUCUGAUUAUUGGGCUUGUAUCUAUGUUUUUGGUUUUUAUUAUAAAUGAGAUUGUUCAUUGGCAAGAAAUAAGGUAUAUUCAUAUAAUUACUUGUAAUUGAUGUCAAUAAAAUAAAAAUAUAAUACAGUUUAUUUUAUUGUAGGGCAAAUGUACGUUAUCAAAAAAGAGCAAGAUUAGACUUUGGAACUAAACUUGGUAUGAACUCUCCCUUUUAAAAUAAACAAAUAUCAUUUAAAUUUUUUUUGGCUUGUUAGUUUACAUACAAAGAUUAUGUACAUGAUAAUUGCAUUGUUAUCAAUUGCAUUAAACUAAAAGUUGUAGUGUUCAAAUUUUAUAAUUUUUGUAUAUUUAGAGUAUUUUUAUGUAAAUUAUAUUAUUUUUACUAAUUGAAUAAUUGUGCUUAAUGAAAUGUUUAAUAAAAUUAUUAAAAUAAUUUCUGUUAUUUACAUAAAUGUAUACAAUUUUUUUUUAUCAAUUUAAUAGAUGUAUAUACAGGGAAUAGGAAAAUUUAACAAAUGUAAUAACUUUUUUCUAUUUAAUAUAUUUUAAUACUUAAGAAUUCAAAAUAAAAUAAUAAAAGCUGAUACUGGAAAUGGGAGUGGCCACUGUUAUAGGUGAGAAGUUGGGAAGGUAGGAUAUAUAAGGUUAUUACAUUUAUAUCUAUAAGGAAUGAUAAACCAUUGCUUGAUGAAAGACGAUUCCAAGCACAGUUCUGUAAUAUAUAAUUUGAAGCGCCAUAAUUUUUUUAAUUUAUGUCAUUAGUUUAACAAUUAAAAAAUGUAAAAAUAUUACACUGUUGUGAGUAAAGAAUUAUUUUAAAUAAAGUACCAUGUGACAGAGAUUUGUAUCUUUUUAAACUAGUAUUUAAUUUUAUAAAAAAAUAUAAUAUUAAUAGAUUUAUUAUUGUAAUGUAUAUUUUAAUUAAUUUUUAAAAUACUAAAAAAGUUAUAUAAUGAUGACAUUUUUAUUGAUUUUAUUAAUUGUAUAAUUUAAUAAUACAAUUUAAAUAAUAUUUUUACUUAACUACAAUCAACAAUGAGAUAUAAAUUUUGAAUGUUAUUCGUCACUAUCUAACAUGGAAUCAAGCCAAUGAGCUGAAUCAUUUGUUGUUUCUAAUUCUGAAUCAAUUUUAAUGGUUGACAUUUGAUUUUCAACUAUUUUAGAAUCAGUUUUUCUAGAGCCUAUAAAAUAUAUAUAUAUAUAUAUAUAUAAUAGAUACAUUAAAUUACAAGAAAACAAGCUUUUGAACUUAAAUUUUAAGUUAAUUUAAAGUUAAGUUAACUUAACUUCAAGUAUAAUUAUAUUUAAAUUAUUACUGUGUAAGUGUAUAUAUACCUAUACUAUUAACUUCAUUUGUUUCAUCUUGUAAUAUAUUAAUCAAUGGUUUCAUAUUUCCCAAUAUUGCAUCCAGUUGACCAUCAGAAGUAAUAUUACUUUCUUCUA
This is a messenger RNA of Cinara cedri, 10752 nucleotides long. Lineage: Eukaryota; Metazoa; Arthropoda; Insecta; Hemiptera; Aphididae. The record is from the annotation of a GenBank genome assembly.